AUGGACCGUGAUACUGCGUUGAUGAAUGUGGUGGCAAAGGUAUUUUCUUCUUCUAACGCAUUACUUUGUCGAUAUCACAUAACAUGUAAUGUGAGAAGGAAGGUUAACCCUGCGGUAGGGAUGAAACAAGUAGAGACCGAAGGUGGGAAAUCGGUGAAGGCCGGUGUGGAGAAGGAGAAGUAUGUGUGUGAGUGGACUGAUAAUGUCCGACACCUUGAGAAUACAACCACCAACAGAGUCAAGUCGGAACAUGCUAGUUUGAAAAUUUGGUUGGCUAAUAACAAGGGUGACUGGUGUCGAGAUUGGGACUCUGUAAAUCUCAUGAUUAAAAACCAACACAAGGAGAUACAAACAACAUUUGUUCGGAGCAUAACAGUGUUGGAACAUCGAUUCAAGGACAACAUACUUUAUUCUCAAUAUAUCGGUAAUGUAUCUCGGGCCGGGUUGAACUAUAUUUUUUACGAGGCCAAACGAGGUGAAGUUAUAGGUUCCGAUAACGCAAAGUGUGGUUGUACUAUUUCUAAAAUGUAUGGUCUCCCGUGUGCGUGUGUUAUUGAUAAAAAUAUAGAACUAGGUGAGGCAAUAAGAAUGGACGAAGUUAUCCUUCAUUGGAAAAGACUUAGUUUUGAUGAUGAUGGUUGCAUUGAAAGAGAAAAAUCACAUAUAUGUAUUAUUUCCGAAUUGGAAAUGAUACAAGAGAGGUUUUCAAAGGCCGACGACAACAUGAAAAUCUACAUUAAAGAACUAUUGCAGAAGAUUGGAUAUUGCGAAACAACCGACAUGAAACCGCUUUCUCAAGCGGUUAAGAAAAAGGUUGCUCCGAAUAAAUUGAAGCCUACACCGAAUGACAACUCGACUACACGGGCUCCUUCGUAUUGUGAGCAUGUUGAUAAACUUUUUUCCAACUCACUGACGCCUAAAUCUCAAAAAUCUCAAACAAGUUCAAACAAAGAAGCUCGCAUAAGCAAACCGCCUCCGACACCUAUUUUGUCGAAAAUUCCAAUCACCAAAGAGACGCCUAUUCCACCAAAAAUUUUAUUCAUCGAAGAGAUGUCGGUUUUUAAGCACAGGUACAGCGAACGAAUCGUCAAUGUUGUGGGGGAUGGUAAUUGCGGUUACCUGGCCGUCUCGAGGUUGCUUGGUAAUAGAGAGGAUAGUCAUACACUUUUUUGUCAUCAACUUAUCCAAGAGUUGAAGACGUAUAAAGACUCGUACACACAGUUAUAUGGAGAGGAAGCUAAAUUUGAAGCGGUUAACGAAGCUCUUGUUCCUUGGUUGGGCGCUUACGCACCAGUGUUAAAAUGGAUGAGAUUCCCGGAAAUGGGACAUUUUAUUGUAUGCGGGUAUGAUAGGGUGUGCAUUGACUUGACGCAUUAUGAUUUUUUGGAAACCUUUUUCCCCCUUCGGACCGUACCACCAACAAAUCCAAAUGAUUGCAUCAUGUGUAUUGGAUGGCUUUCAAAAUCGAGUCAUUUUAUGCAAGUUUACCUGAAAUCGGGAUGCUCCAUACCUCCUACGUCACCAGAAUGGAUGCUUCAUCAUACCGAAGAUGUCAAGACGUAG
This is a messenger RNA of Vicia villosa (hairy vetch), 1563 nucleotides long. RefSeq lists its product as uncharacterized. Lineage: Eukaryota; Viridiplantae; Streptophyta; Magnoliopsida; Fabales; Fabaceae. The record is from RefSeq and is a predicted model, not a curated record. The transcript has 2 exons. Bases 1 to 1563 code for a protein of 520 amino acids.